AUGAGUUACAGUCACCCCCCUCUCUACGUGGAGAGCAUGACCUCUCUCAAGGUGGGCAACGUGACCUACCGCACCUCAGCCAACACCCUGCGGCCACUCUUUGAGAAGUAUGGGUGCAUCGGCGACGUGUACAUUCCACGGGACUGCUUCACUAAGGAGCCUCGUGGCUUCGCCUUUGUCCGCUUCCUGUAUAAGCACCACGCCCAGGAUGCCAUGGAUGCCCUAGAUGGAAUCGUGUUGGAUGGCCGCGUGCUCAGAGUACAGAUGGCCCACUGUAGUCAUCCUACAUAUGGCCACCACAGCUCCAGAUCCCGAUGCCGACUUGGAUUCCGACCCAGGAGUAGAUCUCACGUCAGCUGCUUGAGGUCUAGGUCUCGCUCCCGCUCUCCUUCUCGCUCUCACCGUAGAUCUUCAUCAACCCCUAGAUCCGGGUCAACCCAAAGAUCCAUAUCCACGUCCUCCUCGGUGUCCAGAUCUCGCUCGUGGACCGGGUCGAGCUCUGGGUCCAGAAGUCUUCCACCUGGCUGCAAUAGGGGUUCUGAGGCUGGAUCACGAUCCAAGAGUACCUCCAAGUCUCCUGAAGAGGAAAGAGUUG
This is a messenger RNA of Galeopterus variegatus (Sunda flying lemur), 595 nucleotides long. Its product is annotated as serine/arginine-rich splicing factor 2-like. The record is from RefSeq and is a predicted model, not a curated record. Gene Ontology annotation, molecular function: RNA binding. Lineage: Eukaryota; Metazoa; Chordata; Mammalia; Dermoptera; Cynocephalidae. The transcript is spliced from 2 exons. The annotation marks the transcript as partial.